Trichoplusia ni (cabbage looper) is the source of this 8391-nucleotide messenger RNA. RefSeq names its product C3 and PZP-like alpha-2-macroglobulin domain-containing protein 8. The record is from RefSeq and is a predicted model, not a curated record. Bases 84 to 5957 code for a protein of 1957 amino acids. Lineage: Eukaryota; Metazoa; Arthropoda; Insecta; Lepidoptera; Noctuidae. Gene Ontology annotation, molecular function: endopeptidase inhibitor activity. Gene Ontology annotation, cellular component: extracellular region. The transcript has 26 exons.
UACGCAAGACAUCUCAUAAAUUAAGAAAGAUCUUAGAGCAAGGAGCAGCAAUAUCCGGUGUUGGGAAAUGCUCUGAGAGCGCGAUGCGCGGGAUAGCGGCCUUUGUGGUGCUGGCGCUGCAGCUUGCAGUCGCCAGUGCGGGGAAGUGUACCACUGGUUUCUCAGUAGUGGCACCAGAGGUCGCGGUGCCGGGGAAAACUACAGCAAUCCUGGUGACUCUUCAUGGAAGAGCCGGCGAUGAGACGUUAGACCCUCUCAACGUGACCGUCAGACUUGAAACACAAGACGAAGAUAAUGAUGUCAAACUACUCACUUCGGCGAGUCAAAUGAUUACAGGCUACGGAAUCAUCCCUUUAAAGAUACCGUCAUCACCUGCAACACAUUGCACGCUGCAUACUACUGUUGGGUGCGUCGGCAAUGAUGAGUGCACGGCGAAGAGCCACAGCAUCAUCCGCCUGCUUGGCCCAGUGCGAGACGUGAUCGUACGACCGGCUCGACAUCAUUAUAGACCGGGGGAGACAAUAACCUUCUGGAUCCUGGCGCUCGACCACGACCUCCGUCUCGUCCGGGGAGAGCUGGCUUAUGUCGCUCUGAGUGACCCCGCUGGUACCAAAGUCACGAUAUGGGAUCAGCUGUCAAUGGACGAAGGCGUUCGCAAGCUAAGUGCUUCCUUAGCGACCGGUGCUCGCUCCGGUACUUGGCGUAUUGAAGCCCGCUGCGGGGGAGGCUUGGCUCGAGUGGACAUCACCGUCGGUAACGGCGUAGGAAGCACUGCUCCCGCCGCUCCUGCCGCUGAGCAGCACUAUGUAGAGCUCCGGUUUGCAGACAGUAUGAGAAGGCGGUAUAAACCUGGACUGCCUUUUGUUGGACGGGUCGAAGCAAUGAGCACAGAGAAGCGAGUCCGGGUCCGCGUCAAGUUGUACGACGAUAAAACCGACAUCUACAGCCAAGAUAUUGACAUGUCCACCGGCGAAGGAGGUUUUAUCGUCCCCACUGUCAUGGCCGACGCGCCGUACGUCAAUUUACAGGCGGAGUUAGUGGCGGUCGAAGGCAAAGAGAUAGAGACUCAUUACGUGCUUGCCCGAGAAAGAAUUCGGCGAUGGAACUCUACGUCGAAAUGCUAUCUACUUGUGGAAAACUUGCCGACACCACUCCAGGCUGGUGGCAUAGCGAGCGCGAGUGUGUGGUCAUCGUGUGGUUGCCGUCAGCGGCUGCUCGCCGCCGUCACGAGCGGUGGCCGCGCCGUGCAUUGGGCAGCCGUGCCUGCGCCAGCCAACGACUCCGAUCUCUGCCGAUUUAAUUAUACGUUCCCAGUGACAGCAGACAUGGCGCCCGUCAGCUCGCUCCUCGUGUAUUACGUCACGGAAGGUGGCGAGCCCGUCAGCGAUGUAGCUAGCUUCCACGUUAGACUACUGCAUAAAGAGGUGGCGGUGGCAAUAGAAGAGCGUCGCUGGUGGUAUCCCAGGGCCGCGCUGCAGCUUCGAGUCCUCGCACCACCUGACUCCACCAUGUGUCUGAUCGGGACACGAGCACCACCUGACGCGAGAUUUGAUCCUCACCAAACGACUGAAGAACAUGAAGAGCAACCGGGUCCAGAGUUUGUGUCGGCCGGCGUAUCCCUGUUUGUCGGCGGCGGCACCUGUGGUGGAGGCGUAUUGUACCGGCAGAGGACUGCGCCCGCCCCGCACGCGCCUGCGCACCUGGUACCACCUGCGAGCCACGAUAGGCUGUGGAUGUGGAAGUGUUUUAAUUAUACGAAUCAACUUUCAAUUGACGGAGUGACGAUUUCAGCCCCUUCAGAGGCUGGUCGUUGGUCUCUUUGGGCUCUCUCCCUCUCCAACCAUGGCCUUCGAUUCUCCGCCCCCCGGACCAUUAACGUCUUCAGGCCGAUUCAACUGGACUUCUCUCUACCACCAGCUCUGAAAGUCGGAGAGACUGUGGAAGUGGAUGUCAAGAUAACAAAUAACAUCAAUAACUGUAUGGAUGUAACUGCAUUGUUAGCAUUAAGCGCAGGAGCAGCGUUCGCAAGCACUGGCGCUUUGUACGUCACCGAGAGGCUCCGACUCGGGCCCCGCGGAGGAACACAACUGGUGGUUAGAGUCGCCGUCAACACGCCUGGCAGGAAGAAUAUUACUGUGGAAGUUACUGGAUACAGUGCAGAUAACUGCUCAGUUUCUUACACAUCAUUCAAUAAUGAGACUCUGGUGGGGUCCGUGAUCAGGUCUGCAAGUGUGCUGGUUCUACCUGAAGGAUUACACAGGACUGAUACACAGAGUGCUUAUUUCUGUGCCAAUGAACAUUUAGCAGUAUCCUCACGUGGUUCUUGGGAAUGGCAAUGGGUAGCAGCACCUAGGAACCGAGCUGGCUUAGUUCUGGAGUUACGGGCGCAAGGAGCUGCUCAUGUUGCUUUGUCUUCAAUAAGAGAACCAUCGGAUGAUAUGUAUAGAGUUGUCUUCGAGAGAACUAGAGUUUGGAUUGCUAAAGGAAAACACGGUUACGAUGUCCACUUAGCAAGUGCAGAGCAAACGGAAAGCGAUGAGGACUGUUCUGGUGCUGAUUCCUGGUGUGCUUGGUGGGUGUGGUGGGAAGGAGGUCGCCUAUCCGUGGGUAGAGGCGCUGCACCAUCUGAACGAAGACUCCUGGUCUGGCCUCUAGCUCCCGAUAUGAGAAUCAAGUUUGUUGGAUUCAGUGCACUAUGGGGAGAUAAAGCUGAUUUUAGAAUUUGGAACUUCAACGAAGAAGCCGGAUUCUCUCAAGUCCUAGAACUUGGCCUACCUCGAGGUGUUGUACCAGGUUCGGCAAGUGGUACUCUUCUCGUAUCAGGCGGUCUGCAUCUGCCUUUGUACAGUCUUCAGACUGAUUCUACUGAUCAAUGGGCUGAAGUUUGGAGGGAUUCGCAAUUGUCUGCAGCAUCAGCUAGUCUGGCACCGCUCUUGGCGCUAGAGCAUAUACCGCAUUUGGUAGAUGACGUUGAGAGGGAAAGGAUUUUGAGGAAAUUACCUGAACAGGUACAAGUAUUAUUAUCCUUCCGAAAAAGCGAUAACUCCUUCAGCGACCAUCCAGGAAUGAGCAGUCACUUAUCAACCAUUAAAAUAUUGGAAAUCUUGACCAAAAUCCAGUCUUACUACCCCGUUGACCCAGAUUUACUUCAAAAUAUCAAGAAGUGGAUACAAACUCGACAAAAUGACGAUGGAUCGUUUACACCGCUGGCUGCUGAUAAGGAAGUUGAUUAUUAUCCUGUAGAUAUAACGAAAACGAAUGGUACAAAAGAAGUAGAUGUGAAUGAAUACUAUUAUUAUGAUAAAGACGGUAAUAUGACUCAAGAAGAAAUUGAUUGGGAGAGAAGAGUUGAAGUGACUGCGGAGACGUUGGUAGCUUUGCUUGAAGUUGGGGUCGAGAAUCAGGUCGAUGCAGAUGUAGCCAAGAAAUCUCAAAGUUAUCUGGAAAACAAUUUACGCAACCUAACGUCUCCAGCCGCUCUUGCUGCAACUGUCCUAGCAUUAGUACUGGCAAGGAGUCCGAUAGUACCCGAAGCAUUAGUGAUUCUAAGGAAUGCGUCGACGACAGAAGAGGGCGAAUUUGGAUGGCCAGCGCCAAGAAAGGACGCUGCUGAUUGGCUUCUAGAGGAAACUUCUAGGAAUAUCAAGACUACGUCAUAUGAAGCGGUAACGAUGGAGCAAUACGUGGCUGGAGUACGAGUCCUACUGGCGGCGUGUGCCCGCGGCGCGCUGGCGGAGGGCGAGGCGGCGGCGCGCUUCCUGUACUACCGCGCCUCUACGCUACAGCGGCACCCCAGCCUCGCCUACAGUGCCACGAAAGCCGCUGCCCAGUAUGCUGCUCUGGCUCAUGAUAGACACCGGGCCCUAACAGUUUCCCUGGCAACAGCGGGCAUGGAGUUGACAGACACGUUGGAACUCCGCGCUCGCACUCCACCGCGCCCACUUCAACUGCCCGGCUUGCCCACUAAAGUGUUCGUCUAUGCUACUGGAGCUGGCUGUGCUACUGUACAAGGAACAAUAACUUAUUCUACAUACACACCGAAACCAGAAAAUGCUCUGCUUAAUAUUCAAGCUGCAAUCAUUGAAGAAAUUCGUCCUGAAAGAAGUAGUAUCGAAGACUUGCAAGGCAACCUACCUACCUUGAUCAUCAAGACUUGCUUCAAAUGGAAAGGCAAAGAACGUUCGGGAAUCCUUCGUCUAGAAUCAUCACUUUUCUCCGGCUAUGAGCUUCAUUCUGUCAACCCUGUGGUACUGGAUGGAGCCACUUUUGCAGACCUACAUUACGGCUCGAGAGGGGAAUCAGUGUGGUUCGUGUUUGCCAACAUCAGCUCCACAUGCCCAGUCUGCGUAACGUACGAAGUUCGAUCCAAAUUCGUCAUCACCAGCUUACGCCCAGCAUUUGCUAAAAUCUAUCCAUCAACACGGCCAGACCUAGCUGUUGAAACCUUCUUCCAUGCUAGACCAGGAAGCCCGCUAUUAAGAGGAAUAACUGACGAUGAUUUUAUCACCUGGUUUGAUAAGACUGAACUAGCAAGCCUCAAAACUAGCGCUAACAUUGAUAAUAUUUGCGAAUGUGGACGAAUAUGUAGCAGAGAUUAUGAAUUCAGGAAGAAUUACGAAGAACACACUGAAGGAACUACAGAGAACAUUGAAACAACAACUCUGUUGGAGACUAGCACUGUAACAACGGUAGAACCUUCAACAACUGAAGAAACUACUGUGGCUUCAACUGUAACAACUGACGCAAGUUCCUCACUUAGUACUACUACAGUCGAAGCUACAAGUACCACUGAAGAAACUGAAAGCACUACUGAUAAAGAUUCAAGUACUCCUCAAGAUUUAACUACGAUUGACGUAAGCACUGAAAUCCCAGAAAAUACAACCACAACCAAAAUUGAACGCGUCGUGGAUCCUAUAAUAAUCCCCACUGUUACGUACGUCAACAAAACUAAACAUGAGGAUGUUAAAAAUGAUAUAGGCCUAUUGUUCCCAAAAAUAAGCACUGAACUUAUUGUUCAGAAGGCAGCCAUGAUGGAAAUGCCAAAGAAAGAACUCAAUAAAAAGAAAAAUUACCCCAGAAGGAAAGGAACUCUGAAGGCAACAUACGGCGAUAAGCAUGAAAAAUUCUAUAUGAAAAUAAAAGCACUUAAAAAUACAGUCCCACCUACUACGACUGAGAGAAUGAUUGAAUUUAGCAUGGGGAGAACGAAUAACACUUACAAUGGAAAAUUAGAAGAAGUAGUAACUGUCAAAAAAGUAGCUAUAAGACCUGUCGUGAUGGAAAAAGCAAAAGAAAAAUCAACUACACUAUCAAAUGAGAUGAUUGAACACAGUGUAGUAGCUAACGACACUGAAACAAAUCCGACUAUCGAAACAAAAUUGGGAGUAACACCUGUUAAAGUUCUUCAUAAUAUUAUAACUGAAAAUCCUAUAAAAACUGAGAAACAUACAGCUUCCUUAUACCCAGAUACGUCAAUGCCCCACACGAUUACAACUAUCACUAAUAAUAAUAUACAGUCAAUCCAUUACCGAACGAAAAAACCUAAAGCUGUAACUCAAAUUAAAAAACCAGAAGUUGCUUCGACUGUUAAUGUGACUAAGCACAAUCAAACUGAAGAGAUCAUCCCCGAAGUCAUUAACAAAACUAAAAAGAAAUCAGUGAUUCCCCAAAAAUAUAACGCAAAGACAAUGAAAUCGAUAAACAAGGAGAUCCACAAAAUGCCACCGACACCUAUUUCUGAAACAUCAAAAACAUUGUCAGAAACAGUAAAGUCCGAUAUUGCUCCAGAAAAUAAAGGUGGAUUCGAAAUACCAGCCAAGAACAAUGUAUGGGAGCUUCUCAAAGAAGGAUCUGAUAACGUUCCUUCAAAAAUAGACGAAAAACUUCAUGUUCAAAAUACACUUUCCGAAUUAGGAUAUAACAUGUCUACUAAAGUAGACGAAAAUCGAUCAUUAUAAACUUUAUUGUUAUAUAAUGUAUAAGAUACAAAGACUUUCAGUAAAAAUAUUUUUGUAACACAGUAUGCAACUUGAAACCUGUAAUUAGUGUCAAAAACAAUUGAUGGAAAGUGCAUGAUUUUGAAACUGAUACAACCAAUUAAUAAUGGGAAUGAUCGAAAGGGCCCUGCGUACUAGUAAGGAUCUAUAUAAACUGGAUGGGUUCUUGAAGAAAUACUAGGGAUAGUAAGAACAUUGACAUUUAAUCUUUGUUUCCUAGAUAAUAAAGAUUUAACUCAAAAUAAUGCACCCUCCGACUAAAUUAUCUCAAAAUUGUUGAUCUCAAACAUGAUUCCUAAAGCACAUUUUAUUGUUGAUUGUUAGGAUGUAAUGCACUCAUCUGAAUGAUUCGUAUGAACGAUUGUGUGUGCUGUAAAUAUUAUGUCUAAGCUAAAUUAUUGAAUAAGUAAAGCGCUGUGACCUAUGACUUCUAACGUACGUGUAACGCUUCCUCUGAAAAGCGGAAUUUUAUUUAUUAAUCCCUAGAUUUAGCCGGUUUUCGGCUUUGUAGUUUGAAAUGGAAGGAUAAAGUAGAGUAUGAUAAGUUAAACAGAAAUUUUAUUAUUUGGAAUUUGCUUCUCUUUAGAUGCUACUUAAAAUUUAGAAGGGCUAGAUAAUUAUGCUGUUUAGUGUUCUGGGCUGCCUGUUGAAGUUGUUUAUCUAUUCGUCUUCUUCUUUUGUUAAUGUGCUGAUGUCUUAGUUUUUUAGUCACCAGAAGGCCUGUAUCAUGGUUUUUCACACCCCCUUAAAGAUUUAACAAACACCGGUCGAUGAUUUGUAAUACAGAUCGAUGUUAACAUACUUCACGUUUAAAUAAUUGAGAUUUUUAAACAAUAUUAAUAAUUAUUCUGAUUUUUCAGUUGUCUCAUAUAAUUAAGGCAGCCUUUUAUUAGAAUAGCAAUUACUGAUUUUUCUAAUGUAAAUAGGAUCUCUUAUUGCCAAAGUAAUUGUUUACCCUUAGAAUAAUGACUAAUAGUGGUACUAGUCUCUUAGAUAUGUAAUUGUAAUGCUAAUGCCCCAGAAUUUCCAUCCGUCUAUCGUCUUCUGUAUCUAUUGUAUGUAAAAUGUUAGUUCUAGUAGCUGUCUAGAUGUUUUAUGUUGUGUCUAUGAACUGUGAAUUUCUAAACUUGAAUGAUAAUUCUUGAAGUUGUCUGUUCAGUUAACACAGCGCCAUCUGUUAGGUGUUAUAAAAAUCUGUUGAGCUGUGUUCGCUGUAAAACUAAUAUACACCAUCACUAGAUGGCACCGUUACUAAAAAAUAAUUACUGGUAGAAAAAAGGUUUCAUUGCGCACCAAACUUAAAGCAUGAAUAAUUUAAUCGAAACUUAAAAUAUCACAAGUUUAGAAUUCACAUUUCCUGUUUUCUGUAGAACUUUAGAUCACAGUUUUGUAUAAUUGUAUGCAUGAACUGAUCUGAUCUGAGAACUUAUGUAGAACUAUCCUCUAUCCUUAAACUAUGUGUAAAGUCAAUAUUUAGGCUAUUCGGCUGAAUGGCUGAAGAUAGGGCUGAGUGAACCUAGAACUUACCUACCUUAGAAUCUAGUCUCUUUAGAAAAGUUUUCUUUCGUAGUGCUGUCAUAGAUUCCUUAGAAAAUAAUUUCUGAUUUAAAUUUAUUCUAUACUCCCUUAUCCCUUAAUGUUAUGAUAAAGGAACUAAAAUAACUUCUAUCAUUUUCUGUGUACCUACAAAAAUACCUUUUAAUGUAAAUAUAAUAUAAUUAUACGUACCUUUAGCUUUUUUUAUUGUAUUUUAAGAAAAUUAUUUAGGGCGUUGCACCAAUGCAUCCCUGAAUUUGACAGAUGUGUCUCCGAUUAUAGAAAUACUUUGAAUUGUAUAAAUCUACCCCUUAUUCAAAAAUAAUGUUUUGUAAGGUUGAAACUCACCUUAAUGUAGCUUAAAACAGAUGAAAUUAUCACCUAUGUAUCAUCAGUAAAAAAAAGUGAACAAAUUCACUACAUUAUUAUAUGAUGUAACGGUUUACUCACGCGCAUUUAUCGGGGUAGCCCGACUAGUUUCGGACCCAACCGGAGUCCUUAAUCAUGAGCAGACGCGAAAGGAUCGCGAGUCGAUACACGAAUACGCGUGCGUAAACCGUUACAUCAUUUAAUAAUGAAUCAUUCUCACGAUAGUUACUACAUUAUUAUGAAUAAGGGGCUUAAAAAUAAUUAAGCGCGAUUUAAAUGUAUAAAUGUAAGGAUUGUAUGAUAAAUAGGUGCUUGCGCGGUGGAUAAACGUCAAUUUUUCGAUAUUAUGUAUAAAAAGAUCUCAUCUCGAUGGUAUAAGGUCAUAGUUUAUGUUUAUGCUUAAAACUAAGCUAGUCAUUCAUAAAGUAAAACCUCGAUGUACUGAAACGGAUUAGUUAAUAGGAUCGAUUAAAUAAUUCUUAACAUAAAA